Molecule: messenger RNA, 2759 nt
Organism: Physcomitrium patens
Lineage: Eukaryota; Viridiplantae; Streptophyta; Bryopsida; Funariales; Funariaceae
Product: ribulose-1,5 bisphosphate carboxylase/oxygenase large subunit N-methyltransferase, chloroplastic
Biological process (GO): peptidyl-lysine monomethylation
Molecular function (GO): protein-lysine N-methyltransferase activity; protein binding
Source: RefSeq, a predicted model, not a curated record
AACACAUAAGUGAACUGUUGUCUUUGCCGAAAAGGCACAGUGCUGUCGAGUUCUUAAAUCUUUUUAUAACUUUUAUCGCAGCCUCUUGCUCUUGCCCCUCCAACCAUUCAUAUUGUAAAUAGCCAUAAUCCCAGUAAUGAAAAUAGCGGUGAGCCAGCAGGAGGAGGUAUCAUCAAUGCCAGAAAUACACACACACUGACAGACAGGGAGAGUGAGAGAGAGAGAGAGAGCGAGGGAGAGUGGUUGCUAAAGCCGAAAGAGAAGGGAGAGCGUGGGGGAUGGACAGAGGGAGACAAAUAUCAGCAAGGCUGGCUGCAGCAACAUGAUCCGCCUCCCGUCGAGAGAUCCAGGCACGACUCUCGAGAUCCGCCCCCGCGCUUUCGCAUUAACUAUCAGAGUUGCAGUGAUGUGAUGUAUCCUAGGAUCCGUUGCGGGGCAGAAUCUUUUUUUAGUAAUUUUGGUGUGGAUGUAACGGUGCCGGUGUGCUGCAGGGGGCAGGUGAUGUGUUGGGGAGGGCAACGUGGAGUAAAUUGGGGGGGGGGGAGUGGCUGUUGUUCGGAUCAUGCGGAGGGAGGCAAAUUUUGUAAUCAGGGUGACAAUGAUUUGCGUGGAGUUGAGGGAUUGGCAGUGCUGUGAGGGUGUGUGUGUUUGCGAGGAAGGGUGCGCAUAUUGAUGAGCGGGUAGUAUGUCUGGUUGUGGUUUAAGAGGUGAACAUGGAAAGCGAUAAGUUGUAAAGGGGAGGGGAAGCGAAAGGAAUAGAGGUGAUGCAGUGUCGGCAGUAUGAGGAGGAAAAAGGGAAGGCGGACUUGGGAAAGAGAGUGAGAAAACAGAAGCAGAAGCUGCUCAAACAGAAGUCAAAAGAAAAAGGGAAAGUGCACAUGGAAGUGGGUGCAGGAAUGUGGGGACGUUGGAGCCGCGUGCGCUGCAUUCCGCUGCCCAGUGCUGUGUGUUCCAGUAUUCGCACUCACAUUGCGCAUCCUGUGCCUCAGGUGGUUGGAGCACCUGUUAAGGAGCACUCAGAAUUCGCCAGCUGGUUACACUCACGUGGUGAAGUGGAUACCUGCCAUGCUCUUACCGUUGGCAUGUCAAAUCACGGCCGGACACUUUUUGCGGCACGGCCGAUUGAAGUAGGAGAACAGGUAUUGCGUGUGUCGGGCGACCUUAUGAUUACUCCGAAUAAGUUGCCGACCGAGGUCAAAGAGCUUCUUCCUACUGGAGUGACUGAGUGGGCACGCCUUGCCCUUUUCAUUCUUGUCGAACAGCACCUUGGUCAGGCAUCACAAUGGGCACCUUACAUUAAUUGUUUACCCACUUGCGGGGCUCUCCACAGCACGGUAUUUUGGAAAAAGGAGGAAUUGGAGUUAGUGCGGUUUACCUCGUUGCACCGUGAAACGAUGCAGAGAAGAGCUGUUAUCGGAUCCGAAUUUGCAUCCGUUCUGCCUGUGUUACAGAAGUGUCCUCAUAUAUUUGGGGAGCGUGUCUUGCAUUCAAAAUUCAAGCAAGCCUAUGCUACAGUUUGUUCGCGAGCUUGGGGAAUCGAGGCUUUGCAAACUCUGGCAUUGGUGCCAUUUGUUGACUUCUUCAACCAUGAUUCCAACUGUCGUGCCCUGCUUUCGUAUGAUGAAGAGAGGGCUUGUGCCGAGGUCAUUGCAGACAAAAAUUACGCUAGAGGAGAACAGGUGGUGAUUAGCUACGGUCGUUUGCCUAAUACAACUUUGGCUCUUGAUUUCGGCUUUACAAUUUCAUGUAAUCCUUAUGAUCAGGUGGAAGUGUGGAUGGCAUUGUCGCAUCGUGACCCUUUGCGCAAGAUGAAGUUGGCCCUUCUUCAUGCUCAUGGAAUGCCUACAGUCGUUCAUGCAGAUGGAUCUGACAGUGGUGGUAAUGGAUUUCACUUAAGGGAGGUUAAGUCGGUCACAGGGCGAGGAAAAGGCAUACCGCAUGCUUUACGUGCGUUUGCACGUGUCCUUUGCGCAACCACCCCACAAGAAUUGUCAGAGAUGGCCGCUGAGGCUAUGAAAUACGACGGGCGACUAGCUCGUCUGCCAGCCAAAUCCAGAAACAAAGAGGCCCAAGUUAUGAACUUGUUGCUUGCGCGCUUGGAGAGUUUAAUAAAUCAGCGAAGUCUAGCGGCAUUGAACAUCUCCGAGUCCUGUCAUGGGGUGAAGCAGUCUGCGUGGAAGCCGAGUGCAAUUAUGGCAAGCGAUGUGAUAGCUGGUGAAAUUCGUGUGCUCCGGUCUGCUGCCGCUUGGCUUAGGCAUCAGACUUCAUCCAAUUGUGUGUCUGUCGGAUAGGGUCAUGUUUCUCUCUACACAUUAAACGCAGCAUACGAUCGAUAUGUUUGGUUGCAAGACUAUCCCAGGUUGUGUUCGUAAAAUCAUCUGCAAACACUUUCAGAAAACUGAAAUUAUUAGUGCUCAGUAGAUUCAGGAGGAAAGGCGAUUUUUAGCUUCAAAUUCUUUGUUGUUUUCUGUACAUCGUAUAGAAUUUACCAUGCUAGUAGACUUUAUGGUUGCAACAUAGAUUGCAACGUAGACUUUAUGCUUAACUUUGAGGCACAUGAGGAGGAUGGGUAAAUUUCCUAGUCAAAAUUUAUGAAAGUCGAUCUACAAUUUUUGAUCUUCCUUGUCUAUUUGGUAUAUGUAAUCACUAUACCUCGCCGACUGGUAUCAGUGCCAGUAGAAUUUGGAAUCUGCCUUUCCCUCUUGAAUUGUUACGAAGUCAGAAGAGGAUCUUUUAAUCGAAUUCAUGGUGUCAAGUAA